UAAAAUCUUUCAUUUCUUUUGUACACGCGACAUUUGUGUCGGAAAAAUCGCUGAAAUUUAACUAAAAUAAGCGAUAAUUAUUCGCGAAAUUAUCGUUUGUUGAUUGUGAAAUCAUUGCUGAUUUGUUCCCAAGUCGUUGAACUUUAAUGUGUUUGAAAUAUCAUCCGGAAUAACACCGACUUUGCAUCGCAAUCAUGGCUAGAUACGGUCAAAGACCAGAGAAUGCCCUCAAACGGGCUAAUGAAUUCAUCGAAGUUGGAAAACCAGCUCGAGCUUUGGAAACAUUAUAUGAAGUUUUUCGUAACAAGAAAUGGGCUUACAAUUGGAGCGAGAGCAUUCUGGAACCUAUCAUGUUCAAGUACUUGGAUCUUUGUGUCGAGCUGAAAAAGUCACACAUCGCCAAGGAAGGAUUAUUCCAGUACAGAAAUAUGUUCCAGACUGUCAAUGUUGGCUCAUUGGAGAACGUAAUCCGCGGAUAUUUGAGAUCGGCUGAAGAGAAAACCGAAUCAGCUCGCGAGCACUCGCAUCAAGCUGUCAUCGAUAUCGACGAUUUGGAUAACUUGGCUACCCCUGAAAGUAUUCUUCUGAGCGCUGUGAGCGGUGAAGGUGCCCAAGAUCGUAGCGAUCGUACUAUUUUGACACCAUGGGUUAAAUUUUUAUGGGAAUCGUACUGUCAGUGCUUGGAAUUACUUCGUACGAAUACCUUAGUGGAAACUUUAUAUCACGAUAUUGCCAGAAUGGCAUAUCAAUUUUGUUUGAAAUACAAUAGAAAAACGGAAUUUCGUAAACUUUGCGAUAAACUCCGCAAACACUUGGAAGAUAUCGGAAAAUUACCUCCUCAAGCAAUCAACGUCAGCUUAACCAGACCGGAAACUCAGCAGUAUAAUUUGGAAACUCGUCUUAUUCAGUUAGACUACGCUAUUCAAAUGGAAUUGUGGCAGGAAGCUUAUAAAGCAACCGAAGAUAUUCAUAAUUUAAUGACGAUGUCGAAGAAGCCACCGGUUCCUAAAAUGAUGGCUAAUUAUUACCAGAAAUUGGCGAUGGUAUUUUGGAAAGCUGGUCCUAAUUAUUACUUGUUCCAUGCCGCUGCGUUAUUCAAGCUUUUCACGUUGAAUAAAGAAAUGAAGAAAAAUAUUACUCAAGAAGAUCUACAAAGAAUGGCAAGUCGGGUAUUGUUGGCAACGUUGGCUGUUCCUCUUCCAUCGGCUCAUCCGGAAUUCGAUAGAUUUAUUGAAACUGAUAAAAGUCCUUUGGAAAAGGCUCAAAAAUUAGCUGUCUUGUUGACCCUAAACCAACCUCCUACGAGAUCCUCGCUACUGAAAGAUUUGGUCCGUUACAACGUCUUGAAUAUGGCAUCUACUCCCCUCCAAGAACUCUACAACCUACUGGAAGUUAAUUUCAACCCGCUAACGCUCUGCUCCAAAGUAGACAGUAUCGUGAAAGUAUUACAAGAAUCAGACCAGUACAUCCCUCCUCUUCGAGACGUCACCCUAGUCACGCUUAUUCGUCAAGUAUCCCAAGUAUACGAAAGCAUCACCUACCCUCGUCUUCUCCAAUUGUCUCAUUUCGGCACACAGUUCCACAUGGAACGAUUGCUAGUCGAGUGUGUGCGUCAAAACGACAUGCAAAUUCGUAUCGAUCACGGUAAAGCAUCCAUUUUCUUCGGAGCUGAUUUAUCAGAGUCGCAUCACGAAGAUAAACUAGAAGGAGUUACCAUCCAAAGCAUGCCUAGCGAACAAAUACGUAAUCAAUUGGUCAACAUGAAUAACGCUUUGCAUAAAUGCUUGCAAGUCAUUAAUCCCAAUUACAACAAGGGUGAUCGGGAACAACUUCAUGAUAACAUGGUACGACGUUAUCACGAAAUUAAACAUAUGGAACAUCAACGUAUUUUGGCCAGGCAUAAAAUCAUCGAAGAACGUAAAGAAUAUCUCGAGCAAUUGAAUACUGUCAGGGAGCAAGAAGAAGCGAAAAAAAUAGAAGAAAUAGCCAGACAGCAAGCUAUGGCUGAGCAAAAACGCUUAGAAAUUGAAAGAGAAGAACGCGAACGUAAACGACAAGAAAGCGAAUUGCAACUAAUACGUGAUCGAACCCGGCAGGAAAAAAUUAACCAGAUUUCGUUGACUGUUCAUGGUCAAAAAUUACUCAAAAAUUUACAAGAAGAUGAAUUGAAAAAUUUGGAUGCUGAUAAGAUCGCCCUUCGUGAAGCUGAAGAAUUACAAAAGGAAAGGAAAGAACAGCAGCAAAAGUUGAAGAAUCAAGAAAAGAAAUUGGAUUACUUCGAACGGGCUAAACGAAUCGAAGAAAUACCCUUAUUGAAAGCUGCCUGGAAAGAAAAACAGGAAGCUGAUCGUAAAUUCUGGCACCAACAAGAACUGGAUAAAAUUCAAACCAUGAAACAAGAACGUAAAUUAGCCCUGCAACAUCGUGACCGACUCAAACGCAUGGCAGUCGAUAAGAAUGCAUACUUGGCCAAACUCGAAAGCCAACGCCUCUCAACUUUCAAAGAUAAGUUGGAACAAUUUGAAAAAGAAUUGGAAAAAAUUCGUAAAGAAAGACUAGAAAAACGUAAAAAAGAAAGAAUCGAGAAACGCAAAGCUGAUUACGUUAGACAGCUCGAAGAAGAAGCUGAACGUAAACGACAGGAAGAAAAACGUAAACAAGAAGAAGAAGAACGUAAAAAACGCGAAGAAGAGAAAGCCAAAGAGAGGGAAAAACGUGAAGAAUUGGACAGAAAGGCGGAACAGGCGCGUAAACGCGAAGAAGAAGUAGAACGGAAACAUAAAUUAAUAUCGGCCAAUACAGCGCCGGCUGAAAAACCCUCGUCGUGGCGUGCUGCUGAAAGAAGCAGUGAUAAAUCUCCUGAAAGGAAAUUCAGAGACGACGAUAGAAAAGGUGACAUUGUUCGCAGACGUGUCGACGACGACGCCAGAAAAACCACUGGUCCUGAGAGAAAAAUGGAAUGGCGUGAAAAACCAGCCAAAGACGAAAGCCGAACCGAAGAUGAUAGUGGUAGAGACAGAAAACCACCCCCAAGAGAACCUCUACAACGUAGAACCGACGAUGACAGGAAACCUGCUCCCCGAGCUGGAGGUGGCUGGCGCGAUAAACCUUCCGGUAAAGACGACGAACCACCUUCGUCGCGCGAACCACCUUCACGAUCCGAAGGUGGUGGCAGAUGGAGAUCAGACGAUAAACCCUCCGAUUCGGCUUGGAGAAGAGGUGGUGAACGUUCUGAUGCACCGGCCAGCCGCGAUAGACCGGAUCGAAACUUCGGCAGAAAAUUCGAUGGCGAAGAUAAAGGCAGAUCGGCUUUCUCCAAAGGUGGCGAUAGAAAACCCGAUGAUGGCGGUGCCUGGCGCAGGAAACCAGAACAGUCAUCGUCGUCGUCUGGAAGCUGGCGUUAAUUAGGUAUUUGAAAAGAUGUGAUUUUUAUUUCGAUUUUAGUACGAAAUCUUAUCGACUGGUUGUUCUUUUUUCAUUUUUAGUGUUUUAAGUACACUUUUAAAUUUAUAAUAAUUAUUAAAUAAUAUGAAUGUCGUUAAUUAAUUUUAUACGCGUAUUAAUGUAGUACAUAUUUAUAUCGAAUCGAUGUAUGUAUUUCGAAUUAUAGUGUGUUUUAUUCCGCUGUUGUAUAGUUCUCGCCUCUCUCACGUGUGUUUUCGCUGGUUUAAUCGUCAUUAUGGUAGCUUAUCAGAUUCCGUAAUUUAUUAUUUAUGUAGAAAUUUUAUAAUUUAUUUUUUUUUUCGUUUUGGGUUUUUUGUCUACUUAUCGUGUAAAAGUAGAAAAUUUUUUACUUACUCUUCGAUCUUGAUGAUUUUGAAUACUUGUCCGUACCUUUUUAACGAACUGAGGGUUCUUCAAAGCUAAAAAAAAUCCAAUCACUUGCGAAAAGAAUGCAUUAUUAUACAUUUAUUGUUACCUAAUAAAUAUUUGAAAAUUUAAA
Molecule: messenger RNA, 3943 nt
Organism: Planococcus citri (citrus mealybug)
Lineage: Eukaryota; Metazoa; Arthropoda; Insecta; Hemiptera; Pseudococcidae
Product: eukaryotic translation initiation factor 3 subunit A-like
Exons: 17
Coding region: 195-3404 (1069 amino acids)
Biological process (GO): translation reinitiation; formation of cytoplasmic translation initiation complex
Cellular component (GO): eukaryotic translation initiation factor 3 complex, eIF3m; multi-eIF complex; eukaryotic translation initiation factor 3 complex, eIF3e
Molecular function (GO): mRNA binding; translation initiation factor activity
Source: RefSeq, a predicted model, not a curated record